Messenger RNA from Caenorhabditis briggsae, 1017 nucleotides. Gene Ontology annotation, molecular function: sterol 24-C-methyltransferase activity. The record is from RefSeq and is a predicted model, not a curated record. Gene Ontology annotation, cellular component: endoplasmic reticulum. Gene Ontology annotation, biological process: sterol biosynthetic process. Lineage: Eukaryota; Metazoa; Nematoda; Chromadorea; Rhabditida; Rhabditidae. The transcript has 7 exons. The coding region runs from base 1 to 1017 and encodes 338 amino acids.
AUGUCCAUCAACAUGAAUGCGAAUUUUUUAAAAUUGCUAACACAUUUUCGACGACAUGAUUUGACAAACUUCAAAACCGAACAUGAUGUGCUCUACAAGAAGGCGUUGGAGACUGGAGAUCAUUUGGAGGUGACAACACACUAUUAUAGUGUGAUGAGCAAGGUGAUCGACGACUAUUUCGGCGGGAAUUUUCAUUUUGUUCCACCCAAAUUUGAUGGACAACCACUGGAAGAGGCUUUGAAGUCGUUGCAUCAGCACAUUGCCGCAAAAUUAGAGCUAAAUGAAAAUGUACACUGUCUGGAUAUUGGCUGUGGAAUCGGUGGAGUUAUGUUGGAUAUUGCUGAUUUCGGAGCCAAGCUAACUGGCGUCACGAUUGCUCCGAAUGAGGCGGAGAUUGGAAACGAGAAAUUCGCCGCCCUGGGACUCUCCAACAAGUGCAAAAUCGUCGCUGCAGACUGUCAUAAAAUGCCAUUUGAAGACUCGGCAUUCGAUGUGGCCUAUGCGAUUUAUUCAUUGAAAUAUAUUCCAAAUUUGGAGAAGGUCAUGGAGGAGAUUCAGCGAGUUUUGAAGCCAGGAGGCAAAUUUAUCGUUUAUGAUCUGAUAAAAACCAAUGAUUAUGAUAAGGAUAAUCAGUUGCAUUUUGAGACCCUGCACCAUCUGGAAUACGCCUGUGGAAUGCCCUCUCUCCAUACUCAAUCAGAAAUUGAGAAAUCCGCGUCGAGGUCUGGAAUGGCGUUAAUUGAGCAAGAAAAUCUGGAAGAGACUUUUGGAAAUCGUGCUUUUCAUUAUUGUUUCUCAGCUAGCCCAUUCUUCAUGUGGCUGGUCACUAGCUCGGUUAUUGACCAUACAAUUCGUCUGGCUGAAAUCAUGCGAAUCCUUCCAGCCGGUUUCAAACAGUUCAAUCGAACAUUUCUGUGUGGGACGGUGAAUUCCAUUGUCGAGGGAGGACGGAUGGGAAUCUUAUCAGGAGCUGAUAUCCUAGUUUUUGAGAAAACUGGAAAAAAUAAUAAUUUCUGA